This is a messenger RNA of Sinocyclocheilus grahami, 617 nucleotides long. RefSeq names its product CUB and sushi domain-containing protein 3-like. Lineage: Eukaryota; Metazoa; Chordata; Actinopteri; Cypriniformes; Cyprinidae. The record is from RefSeq and is a predicted model, not a curated record. The annotation marks the transcript as partial. The transcript is spliced from 4 exons.
GUGAUUCAUCAGGGACAUGCGGUGACCCAGGCACACCAUCCCAUGGCAGCAGAGAAGAGAGUGACUUUCGGAUACGCAGUAAAGUGCACUUCAGCUGCUCGGUGGGAUACAAGCUUUUUGGCUCUGCAGAGAGGAUGUGCUUCCCCAAUGGCACAUGGUCCGGUACUCAGCCCUCCUGCAAACCCGUUACCUGCGCAGCUCCUCCGCCAAUCUCAAACGGCCUCCUGGAGGGACGUGACUUUGAGUGGGGCACCAGCGUGAGUUACAGCUGCUCCCCAGGAUAUGAGCUCUCUUUCCCUGCCAUUCUCACCUGUGUGGGCAAUGGUACAUGGAGUGGUGAGGUGCCUCAGUGCUUGCCUAAGUUCUGUGGAGAUCCUGGAAUCCCUGCUUUUGGCUCGAGGGAAGGCCGCAGUUUCAUCUACCAGUCCGAGGUGUCAUUUAGCUGCAUGGCUCCCUACAUCCCAGUAGGCAGUACUACACGCAUUUGCCAGGCUGAUGGCACCUGGAGUGGAUCCCAGCCUCGCUGUAUAGAGCCAACCCGUACCACCUGUGAGAACCCUGGGAUGCCCCGUUAUGGCUCUCUCAACAGGACCUUUGGCUUUAAGGUAGCAAGAUGA